Messenger RNA from Fusarium graminearum PH-1, 615 nucleotides. RefSeq lists its product as uncharacterized. NCBI's taxonomy places the organism in Eukaryota, Fungi, Ascomycota, Sordariomycetes, Hypocreales, Nectriaceae. The record is from RefSeq and is a predicted model, not a curated record. The coding region runs from base 1 to 615 and encodes 204 amino acids. The transcript has 2 exons.
AUGAGUCGCAUACAGGGUAUUCACAUAAUCGAGCAGGACGACUCGCAAAUCGGGCUUCUCAAUGACUCCCAUCAAACCAUAAGUGAAAACCAGGCUAUGGAGCACCGACUAGCCAAAUGGCGCAUCACUCCUCGUCAAUCUGCCGUGAUGGGUCUUCCUUUAGCGUCUAUUGCACCUCCUGCAACACUAUCUGUCGGACUUAGUAAUAGUACACUAACAACACAAGUCUCAAUGCCAAACUUUAACUGGACUGCCAGGUGGUUGCUUGAACGAAAAACUCAUACCACUGUUUGGAAUGAUUCACAACCUACGUCCAUUGUACACUUGUAUACAAAGCGCGCUGCGUACAGAGGUACCAUACUGGCUUCCUCCGCCCCGCCACCAAACCCAACUUUUCAGUAUAGCUUUCAUGGUCCAUCGAUAUCAUGUCGCCACAGCACAGAGAAUGAAGCACCGGAAAUUGCAUUUAUUGCUCAGGAAUUAUAUAAGAAUCAGGAUCUCACUGUUGAGGAACCUAAAUGUACUUCGCUUGAUCCUGCCACCGAGGAUAGGCUUUUGAUCUAUGCUGCCUUUCCGCUGACUCUCGACAAACAUAUGUUGGGUGAUAAGCGUUGA